Messenger RNA from Arachis duranensis, 923 nucleotides. Its product is annotated as transcription factor PRE3. The transcript is spliced from 2 exons. Bases 466 to 738 code for a protein of 90 amino acids. Gene Ontology annotation, molecular function: protein dimerization activity. Gene Ontology annotation, biological process: regulation of DNA-templated transcription; regulation of growth. The record is from RefSeq and is a predicted model, not a curated record. Lineage: Eukaryota; Viridiplantae; Streptophyta; Magnoliopsida; Fabales; Fabaceae.
UUGUUUUUUCUAGCUAGCUAUAGCUUCUUCUCUCUGAUCUCUCGUACCCAGCUACUACCCUCAAAUCCGAUCGUAUUCUAUUUAAAUAGCAGCUAUGCACUCUCCUCUCUCUCCCAUGCAUUACUCUACUCUACUCUACUGUUCAUCACUCUCACUCUCACUCCCCACUCUAUCUCUAUAUAUAGUUAUAUACACAUACUCUACUCUAUUCUACCCUAAUUAUUUUUGUCCCCAAUAAUACUUAUUAUAAUUCCCUGUUUUUUCUAGCUAGCUAGUUAGUUCAAUACAUCUUCCUUUUACCUUCUCUUAAUUACCUAGCUCAUUCAUUCCCUACAUACACCUAUUAAGUAAUAUAUAAUUAUUUAUAGAAGAGGUUAUUUAAUUAACUUAAUUUAUAUAGAUACGUAUUGUAUUGUUUGAAUUUAUUUGGUUGGUUUGAAGUAAUUAGAAAAUAAGAAAAGAAUAAUGUCUAGCAGAAGGUCAAGGCAGCCAAGUGGUUCAAGCAAUAUCAGUGACGAUCAGAUAAAGGAUCUUGUCUCCAAGUUACAGCAGCUUCUUCCUGAGAUUCGCCAUACACGCACUGACAAGGUGUCAUCUGCGAAGGUGUUGCAAGAAACAUGCAACUAUAUAAGAAGCUUACACAGAGAAGUUGAUGAUCUUAGCGAGCGUUUGUCGGAGUUGUUGGCAACAACUGACACCGCCCAAGCGGCAUUGAUUAGAAAUUUACUUCUCCAGUAGUAGAUCCUUAAUUAUUAUUAUAAUUAAUAAUUAUUAUCCAUAGUCUUUUCAUCAAUUUUCUUUUUUAUUUUUGUAAUUCUCUUCUCAGUACUAGAUUUUACUUUUGUUAGUUAUAUAUUUUUCUGGACAUUUACUCGAACCCUUUUUAGUAGGUCAAGAGUAUUGUACUUUUUAAUGCAUGGUUA